Messenger RNA from Symsagittifera roscoffensis, 2002 nucleotides. Its product is annotated as dnaJ homolog subfamily C member 22-like. Gene Ontology annotation, cellular component: membrane. The transcript has a single exon. Bases 501 to 1787 code for a protein of 428 amino acids. Lineage: Eukaryota; Metazoa; Xenacoelomorpha; Acoela; Convolutidae. The record is from RefSeq and is a predicted model, not a curated record.
AAAACUUGUGUAUUAGAUCAGAUUUUUUCUAGCCACCAUAUUUUUGCGCUUGAAAGACCAUCCUAUUUUUCAAACACAAGCUACUUGAGCAUGAAACCUUAGUUACAUCGAAAUGUGAAGUCCUACCUGAUAUUCUGCUAUACAAUAUUGACGCACUGACGUAAUUAUCCAUUUUUAGAAUCUAAAUAAAUGAUCGUUGGACGCUGCUUAUUCAGAUGCUUCUCCUUUAUUUUCCCUUCUCAGUUUGAGGAAAUGUACAAAAGUAGCUGAAAUGAUUCAUAUUUAAAAACACCUGCUCCUUGUGAACACUUCUUCAUUACGUGAUUCUAUGAGUGAUUUCUGUUUUUGUCAUAUAAUUCACCAGAUCUGCUUUUUGUUCAUCAAACGCAAACGUAAGAAUGUGUCUCAUUUUUCAGCAUUUUAACCUUUAAUUAUUGUUAGCCUUGCCAUUGGCAAGUUCUAUUCAAAAAAUUGUUAUGUUUUUCUAAGUUUUAUUUGAAAUGAAAACAAAAACUACUGAAGCGACGGCCCAACCAAAAGCGGAGCAAACUGAAAGUGGAAAUACGAGCCUUGUUGAAAAAGGAGCAUCUGUGAAGCGGAAGAACAAAAAAGUGUUCAUAGCUUACUUCUACUGGCUACUAGGAGGCGUAGCUGGUCUUCAUCAUUUCUACCUGGGGCGAAUCAAUCAAGGCUUCGCAUAUUGGACUACAGGAGGUGGUUUCCUAGCGGCGUUUAUCCGAGAUUUCUGGAAAAUUCCAGAGUAUGUCAAACAGGCCAAUUUGGAUCCGGUAUUUGUAAAACGCCUGAUGAUUGAAAUGAAGCAAUACAAGCAACCCGAGUUUAGAGGAUCUCGGUUCCUGGCAAUGUUGACUGUCAGUAUGUUUUACGGAUACUUGGCGCAGUUUUCAGUUCCAGAGAAUUGCUUCGGCUGGAAAAUGAACGAGCAUCGUUUUAUUUGGAUUAUAGUAGUCCCGGUUUCGAUUGCUUUCGGAAAUUAUUUAGUCGGAAAUAUUGGAUACGAACGUAUAUCGUUGCAUUGGGCGUUGAUGGGUGGUUUUGCACCAUCUCUGUUUCUGCCUUUGAACCCUGAUAUGACAAGCUACUGUGCAUUGUUUUCAACAGUGUUGAGCUACUGGAAACGCUCUUACAGAAAAUCAGUCAUUCCAAAAGAUCCUUCUCUUCUCAAGCUGGUGGCAGUUGUUUUGGGAAUAGUAUUCUAUACGUGUUUAUGGGGCUCUAUGCUGUACCAUAAUGUGAGUGUAGUUACGAAAGAAGGGGAACGUAUAUAUCUUAGAGACAUAGUUGCUGAUUAUUUCGACCGAGAAUCACCGAAUAAAAACAAAACUGAAGAUUUCAGUUAUUGGAGGAUUUUGAGUGAAAUGCGUGCGGAUUUGAUGAAGUUUUUAAAUGAGAUAAAAACGCAAGCGAGGAGUUUCAGAAUUAUGGAAGAUACCCAGUCGUAUAUGAUUCUGGGUCUGGACUGGGGGGCUAGUGAAGACGAGAUAAUAGCUAGAUACAGAGAACUGGCUAAGAAGUACCACCCAGAUAAACACGGAGGAGAAGAUAGGGAGAAGUUGGCAGAGUAUAAUUCUAGAAUGGUGGAUAUCACGAGAGCGUACGAGGCGCUGACGAAGAAACGAAAGCGACGAGCGAGAAAGGCGGCGGCGGCAACGACUGAUAACGAGUCAAGUGGAAACAAGAGAACUGAUAGUGCUCAGAGCGAUGGAAACAAUGGUCAGGAGACGAAGCAAGAAACUCAAUAUGAUAUUCUCAAGGAUGAGCUGUAAGGAUUACCAGAAAAUUGAAACUUGUUCAAUAAAAACUGUUCAUAUAAGUGCAUUAUAGACUGUAUAAAUUUAAUAAGUGUUGUUAAUAAUUUGUAUAACUAUUGUAUUUACUAGUUUUUUAGAAAAGAAGUUCAAUCUUCAAAAAUUGUUUUAAAUUUUAGAUUUUAGUGCAAUAAGAUGUCAGCAAACGAAAUCUCAAAGUUAAGUAAUCGGUG